UCUUGCUUCUGCAACUAAUUCACCAAAACCCCAAGAGCAAAGGCAGCAACUUUAUUUCAAAAAACUCAAAAUUGAACUCAAAAAUGGAGGUGGGUCUGUCUCUAAAUGCAUUAAUUAGGGUUCCUCUGUCAAAUUAUUCUGAAAAUGGAGUACUAGUUAAGCAUUCACUGUUCUCCACAAGAACAACACUACACAAACCCUUAAAAAAACAGAGUUUAUUGGUGGUUAAAGCUAAAGGAAAACGAGGAAUGCAAUCACGGCAGCGUCAAAUGCCUCAAGCUCCGUCUUUACCCAAGAUUGAAGACGACGGAAACCCUAAAUUUCUCAUCUUCAUCCGCAUGGCCAAUGUUUAUCUUUGGUACCCAUUGAGUAUUGUGAGUGGUGGUACUACUGCAAAAAUUAUGGUUGCUGCAAAAGAUAAUUUUAUGGGGAAGUACAUUUACAAAAAUACUCUUGAUAGAAAUCUUGCUGCUGUUAUUUACAAAGAUGAGAAGCAGAUACAGACGACUGCAUUUAAACAACAUCGUGUGUUGCGAUCAGCAACCGAGUUCAGAUAUGGUUACAAACUUGUUGAAAAUGGAAAUAUUAGGGCUGCCCUUUCGACCUCAGAUGUUAUUGAGCUUCCUACACCAGACAAACUCAAAACAGUAGUUGAUAAAGUGAGAGAUUUCUUUGGAGAUGCAAAAGAAUCUUUUGGAAAGAUCACUGCUCUAAAUUCAACGGAUGAACCAGAGGAAAUUCCUGCAGAAAAGGCCAAGUGAAGUUUUCGUCAACAUUUUUAUGCUGAAAUUAAAGGCUGAAGCUGAAGUGGUUGCAUUUGACAAUGGUUGAGGGCGAUUGCUUAUUUGAAACUAAAAUAUCAUGAUAUACACGUACAGAAGGCGGUGUACAGACAACUUUACUUCUUGGUUUGGUUCAUAGAUAUUUUGUCCUAUAAAUGGAGCUUACAUAGCCUUUUUCAUUGACAUAUCAAUGCAAACUUUCGCAUUCUGCACUUGUAUGAAAUUAUGUUGCAAGAGAACUUCUUCAAUCUUA
Molecule: messenger RNA, 1035 nt
Organism: Mercurialis annua (annual mercury)
Lineage: Eukaryota; Viridiplantae; Streptophyta; Magnoliopsida; Malpighiales; Euphorbiaceae
Product: protein HHL1, chloroplastic
Exons: 6
Coding region: 84-761 (225 amino acids)
Source: RefSeq, a predicted model, not a curated record